UCUCCACAUCAGCUUCAGCUUCAGCCACAAUGUCCUCCCGUGUCUUCACGUACCUCACGGAUUCACGGGGUCUCCUGGCCUGUUCUCUGUCCCUUUCUUGGCUCACACGUCGGAUCUCCACAUCAGCUUCAGCUACAAUGUCCUCCCUUAUCCGUUCCUUCCUUAUGGAUUCACGGGGUCUCCUGGCUUCCUCUUGUCUCUCCCGUUCCCCGGAGACACGUCGGAUCUCCACGUCUGCUUCAGCUUCAGCCACAAUGUCCUCCCGUGUCUUCACAUACCUCACGGAUUCACGGGGUCUCCUGGCCUGUUCUCUGUCCCUUUCUUGGGUCACACGGCGGAUCUCCACAUCAGCUUCAGCUUCAGCUACAAUGUCCUCCCUUAUCCGUUCGCUCCUUAUGGAUUCAUGGGGUCUCCUUGCCUCCUCUUGUCUCUCCAGUUCCCGAGAAACACGACGGAUCUCCACGUCUGCUUCAGCUUCAGCCACAAUGUCCUCCCGUGUCCGUUCGUUCCUUAUGGAUUCACGGGGUCUCCUUGCCUCCUCUUGUCUCUCCCGUUCCCUGGAAACACGGCGAAUCUCCACGUCUGCUUCAGCUUCAGCCACAAUGUCCUCCCGUGUCUUCACGUACCUACCUAUUUCACGGGGUCUCCUGGUCUGUUCUCUGUCCCUUUCUUGGGUCACACGGCGGAUCUCCACAUCAGCUUCAGCUUCAGCUACAAUAUCCUCCAGUAUACGCUCAGUCCUCCUCACUGAUUCACGGGGUCUCCUGGCUUCGGCGUCUCUCUUGCGUUCCUGGGUCACACGGCGGAUCUCCACAUCAGCUUCAGCUUCAGCCACAAUGUCCUCCCGUGUCUUCACGUACCUCACGGAUUCACGGGGACUCCCGUCCUCUUCCCAUUGCUUUUCUUGGGUCACACGUCGGAUCUCCACAUCAGCUUCAGCUUCAGCUACAAUGUCCUCCCGUGUCCGUUCGUUCCUUAUGGAUUCACGGGGUCUCCUUGCCUCCUCUUGUCUCUCCUGUUCCCGGGAAACACGACGGAUCUCCACAUCAGCUUCAGCUUCAGCUACUAUGUCCUCCCGUGUCUUCACGUACCUCACGGAUUCACAGGGUCUCCUGGCCUGUUCUCUGUCCCUUUCUUGGGUCACACGGCGGAUCUCCACAUCAGCUUCAGCUACAAUGUCCUCCCGUGUCCGUUCGUUCCUUAUGGAUUCACGGGGUCUCCUUGCCUCCUCUUGUCUCUCCCGUUCCCGAGAAACACGACGGAUCUCCACAUCAGCUUCAGCUUCAGCUACAAUGUCCUCCCGUGUCUUCACCUUCAGCCACAAUGUCCUCCCGUGUCUUCACGUACCUGCCUGUUUCACGGGGUCUCCUGGCCUGUUCUCUGUCCCUUUCUUGGGUCACACGGCGGAUCUCCACAUCAGCUUCAGCUUCAGCUACAAUAUCCUCCAGUAUACGCUCAGUCCUCCUCACUGA
Tympanuchus pallidicinctus (lesser prairie-chicken) is the source of this 1472-nucleotide messenger RNA. Its product is annotated as pneumococcal serine-rich repeat protein-like. The coding region runs from base 30 to 1472 and encodes 480 amino acids. Lineage: Eukaryota; Metazoa; Chordata; Aves; Galliformes; Phasianidae. The transcript has 3 exons. The record is from RefSeq and is a predicted model, not a curated record.